GGAAGGGAUCUGGCUUCCGAGCGGGCAGCCGGGCGGGGAGGUGGCUCGCCCCUCGCCCCGCCCCUCGCCCCGCCCCCCGUCACCUCUCCUAGGCGGCGCAGAACCCUGAACCGGCCGCCUCCAUGCAAAAGGCAGGGCUACUGUUGGGUCCCUGUGCGCGGACGUGGAAGUCGGUGCGGAUGGCCAGCUCCGCGGUGGCGCGCCGGAACCCGCUUGAGAAUAAGGUGGCCCUAGUAACGGCCUCCACUGACGGGAUCGGUUUCGCCAUCGCCCGGCGUCUGGCCCAGGAUGGGGCCCACGUGGUGGUCAGCAGCCGGAAGCAGCAGAACGUGGAUCGGGCAGUGGCAACACUGCACGGGGAGGGGCUGAGUGUGACGGGCACCGUGUGCCAUGUGGGGAAGGGCGAGGACCGAGAGCGGCUGGUAGCCACGGCUGUGAACCUUCAUGGGGGCGUGGACAUCCUGGUCUCCAAUGCUGCCGUCAUCCCUUUCUUUGGAAACUUAAUGGAUGUCACCGAGGAGGUAUGGGACAAGGUUCUGGACAUUAAUGUGAAGGCCACAGCCCUGAUGACAAAGGCCGUGGUGCCAGAGAUGGAGAAACGAGGAGGCGGCUCAGUGGUGAUUGUGGCCUCCGUAGGAGCCUACAGACCAUUUCCUGGCCUGGGCCCUUACAAUGUUGGUAAAACAGCCUUGCUGGGCCUCACCAAGAACCUGGCCUUAGAGCUGGCCCAAAGGAACAUUAGGGUGAACUGCCUGGCACCUGGACUCAUCAAGACUAGCUUCAGCCGUAUGUUGUGGGAUGACCAGGCAAGACUGGAGAGCCUAAAAGCAACCAUGCAGAUCAAAAGGAUAGGCAAGCCAGAGGACUGUGCGGGCAUCGUAUCUUUCCUUUGCUCCGAAGACGCCAGCUAUAUCACUGGGGAGACAGUGGUGGUGGCUGGAGGGAUGCCAUCCCGCCUCUGAGGACCUGGAGAACAUCCACCAGCGCAGAGAUUGGGCUCCAUCUCCUGGGUCCUGUUCCAGCAUCCAUCCACUGGCCUUUCCCACCUCUGCCUAGCGUACUGCUCACCUUACACCCUAACCCCACCCCCCCCAUAUCAAUUCUGCUCUGUGAAAAGCUCCAGCAUUCUCUGGGGUCAAGGUGUGGUCUUAUGAGGAUUCUCACUGUUGCUGUGGCCUUGGAUAAAGACUUCCCUUGAGAGCACAGGGCAGCCCUGCUGAGAGGGCUUAGUCUACCGUGGCAAAGACCAACUAAUAUUUUUUUUCUGGGCAUCAGGGGAAUUUGAGGGAGAUGGGAGAGAAGGAACCUGGAGUGGAAGGAACAGGGUUGGAAAAUAACAACUCACAAAUGAUGUCUAAAUAAAAUACAGAUGAUCAUGA
This is a messenger RNA of Physeter macrocephalus (sperm whale), 1379 nucleotides long. Its product is annotated as dehydrogenase/reductase SDR family member 4. Gene Ontology annotation, biological process: retinal metabolic process. NCBI's taxonomy places the organism in Eukaryota, Metazoa, Chordata, Mammalia, Artiodactyla, Physeteridae. Gene Ontology annotation, cellular component: peroxisome. Gene Ontology annotation, molecular function: carbonyl reductase (NADPH) activity. The record is from RefSeq and is a predicted model, not a curated record. The coding region runs from base 123 to 962 and encodes 279 amino acids. The transcript has 8 exons.